AUGCAGACAGCAAUGCUGACUGGCCUGGUCGGAAUCAACAAGCCUCUUGAGCCAAUAUGCCCUACUUCCAACUGUGAUUAUCCUGAUUUGUCUACACUGGGAAUAUGUUCGCUCUGUGACGAUGUGACAGAAAAAGCAACCCAAACCUGUUUGCCCAUCAGUUCCAACUCCACAUUGAGAGUUAGCUCUAUUUUGGGGGAUCUUGGUGGAGAUGACCGUCACUUUGCAUCAGCUCAUGCCAGUUGUUCUUACUCAUCUCCAAGUGGGCUCAUCCUUGACGCGCCGCUCUUUGAUACCGUAACUUAUGGAAAAGAACUGCUGCAGAUGGUUCCUCAAUCCUUCACCUCUAUCGCCAGGUCUAAUAAUCAUACAAUCAGUUCAGUUUUCAUGGCCACGUACGACAGCCCACUUCUUUACACCCCUGAGAACCUUACUGCCCCUGAGAAAAGGCCCAAGAUGACCGAAUGUUCACUAUAUCCAUGUGAAAGGCUAUAUACACAGAACCAUGUCUCGACUAAGAGCCGUGCUCUCCAAGUUUCAAAGAGCCAGGCAAUGGUCAAUGCCUCUAUAUCCAAUAACUGGAUUCACCUUAUUCCCAAAAAUAGAGUGACCUUUCUGCCCAAUUCAAACUAUUCCAUCCAUUGGAAAACUUGGGAUCUUCUGAGAAAAGCUACUAGCAUCUUCAACACCACGCUCGAUCAACAACCCUUAGAGAAGGAGCCCGGUAUACGGUUAGGCCCUAUUAUGUAUAAUAGCGACAAUAUCACCGAGUCGUUUGCCCAGAUGGCCACUAGCAUGACUGAUAAUAUGCGUUCCGGUAAGGGGACCAUCCAUGUCCCCGGGCGAGCAUUUCUAACUGAGACGUAUAUCCACGUUCGCUGGCUAUGGAUUAUGCUUCCAGUAACAUUAAUUGUCUUGUCAAUUCUGCAUCUAACAGUCAUGGCGGUCAUGAGUCGCGGUCAACCUGUGCUGUGGAAAUCGUCUAUCCUACCAGUCAUCAUGGGCCGCUUGGAGACGACGCCUGAGCAUGAGAUUGCUCAUCUACGUCAUAUGGGUGAAGUGCAAUCUAUUUCAAAGAAUAUUAAGACGGUGGUGAGACAAGAGGAUCGCCUUGUGUUUUCAGAGGAAGAUUAA
Molecule: messenger RNA, 1134 nt
Organism: Aspergillus wentii DTO 134E9
Lineage: Eukaryota; Fungi; Ascomycota; Eurotiomycetes; Eurotiales; Aspergillaceae
Exons: 1
Coding region: 1-1134 (377 amino acids)
Source: RefSeq, a predicted model, not a curated record